Molecule: messenger RNA, 3114 nt
Organism: Fusarium oxysporum Fo47
Lineage: Eukaryota; Fungi; Ascomycota; Sordariomycetes; Hypocreales; Nectriaceae
Exons: 3
Coding region: 320-3049 (909 amino acids)
Biological process (GO): chromatin remodeling; regulation of DNA-templated transcription
Cellular component (GO): chromatin; nucleus
Source: RefSeq, a predicted model, not a curated record
UCGACCUACCUUGCUCUUGCCUCUCACAGGCUACGAGCUAUUGCCGUCGACUCCGCCUACCUUUUGCCGCUAGGCUACUAGAAUUCAAAGGAGCUACCAAUAUAAGAUCGCGACCCCCCGCCUUCUAAUCCAAUUUCGCAACUGCGCGUCGCGCCUCCAUUCCUACGUAUCCACUUCUCAAUCUCCAUCGCGCAUCAACACCACGUCGACUCGCGAUAAUCCUCAACUCAGCAUUUUCACGUGCGCAUCGUUAUUUCAUGUCGCGACAAGUCAACUAAGCUAGACCUGUAUUGACGCGCCUUUAUCGCGAACAGCCAUUAUGGCUUCACCAACCCCCGAUGCGACCGCUCCCGCAAACGAGAAUACGCCGCGCGAUGUCACAGCAGAGAAGGAACAAAAGUCCGAAGUCAACGGCCAUGCGACACCUGAAAAGCCAAAGGACACACCUGAAUCUGCGCCUGUUAAUGGCAACAAAGCGGACCAUCAUCCUGUCGAGAAUGGUGUCAACAAGGACGUAGAGAUGACAGAGGCAAGCGAUGAGACGAAGCCCUCUCAAGAGCCUUCAACGGACGAAAAGAACGAUCCCAAGACCGAAGGUGAUGAUCAGACGAAGGAGACUGGUGAUGCCAAAUCUGUGGAGGAGCCUAAUGCUGCAGAGGACUCCAAGGCUACAGAGGAGGAUGUCGAUAUGACAGACGCUGUGCCUGCAGAGAAGCCCGGAGAUGAGAAGCCCGCUGAAGAUGCGACCACAAAAGAGUCCAAGGAUGUCGAUAUGGCGGACAAGCCUGCAGAUACCCCCGAAAAGGCCGAGGGAACAGACAAGACACCCGCUUCCUCCAACGAUGCCGCAGCUCCCGCCUCAGGGGCUGAAGUCCAACCUACCAGCCUAUCUCAGUUGGUUAUCGAUACCAAGGAAGCGGAUGCCCCUAAACCUUCUACCGAGAUGUCGAUGCAGGAUGCUCCCGUUGGCGACACUUCCGUUAGCUCUAAGGUAGCCCGCGAACGUGAGGAUGAUGCCACAGACGAGCCUGCACCAAAGCGAGCCAAGACCGAGCCCAAAUCUGAAGAACCCGCUGACGUUACAUCCACUGUCCCCAACACCGAAGCGACUUCUGCUGAGUCUGCCCCCGAGAAGGAGGUUUCUCGCUUCGCUGGUCUUACCAGAUGGAAUGAGGCCGAUUUCAAGAACCAAACGCUCACCCCUUUUCAACGACGCGAGUUCCGCAAGGUGCUGGGGCGCGUGAAGAAGACAAAGGCUGGUGGCCACUUCAAGGACUCAGUCCCCAAGAUGUGGCCUCAACUCGCUGAGAGUUACUUGGCCAAGAUCGAGAAGCCUAUGGACCUUUCUGAGAUUGACCGGACCCUACGUGAUAUUAAUGGUGCUUAUGUUACGGUCGGUGAUUUUCAGAAUGACCUGGUUCUCAUGUAUGACAACACGCGCAACUUCAAUGGAACCCUCCAUGAUGUUACUGCUGCUGCGUUCAAUGCUAUUCGAAGCAUCUGGGAAGAAGUUGCCACCAUUCCACAAGAAGAGGCAGUCAAGCCCAAACAGAUACCCAAGCCCAAGCCUCCCCGCGAGUCGCGUAUCAGCUCUCUCGGUGAUUCUAUUGCUCGCAAGCCAUCUGUUGGACCUGGCGCUAGUCCCGCUGCCGAAAGCGUGUCGUCAAAGCCGCGGCUUGGAUCUCAAGAAGCCAAUACCGCUGCUACCGAACUGCGCCGUGCCUCAUCUGCCACUGAGGGCGAUCGUCCCAAACGAACCGUCCGUGCUCCCAAAUCAAAGGAUAUUGACUAUACCACCAAGCCUUCGCGAAAGAAGCUUAAGCCUGAGCUGCAGUUCUCUGAAGAGGUAUUGAACGAUUUGAUGCACCCCAAGAACCACGCCAUCAACAACUGGUUUAUGGAACCAGUUGAUGCUGAGGGGCUCAACAUUCCACAUUACUACUCCAUCAUCAAGAAGCCCAUGGAUCUUGGAAAGGUGGCUCGCAUGCUGAAGAGUGGUGACAUCACCAACAUUAAGGACUUUGACAAGAACGUGCGGCUGAUCUUUUCCAAUUGUUAUACCUUCAACGGUAGUGUUGACCAAGGCAACACUGUGUCGUAUGUAGCUUCUCAAUUGGAGGACUAUUACAACAGUUUGAUGAAGGACAAGGACAGCUGGUUAGCCAGACACGCCAAGGCACAUGCUCCUGCUGCUUCCCACGGUAGCGACGAGGAAGAUGAGGACGAGGAAGCCGAUGGCGAUGAGGUAGCAGCUCCUCCAAGUGCAGACCACAGUAAGGAAGUGCGGGACCUGGAGACAAAGCUGAGGGAGGAAAGUGAGAAGCUGACCGACCUUCUGUGUGCCGACUCGCCCAAUGAGAGCAUGGUGGCAAUGCAGAAGAGUAUCGUUAACCUUGUACAAGAAAGUCUUCUGAAGGCGAAACAGGCUCUCAGUGCGCACCGCACAAAGCAUCCUGAGAAACCCUCUAAGAAGGCCAGUAAGCCGAGCAAGCCUAAGCCCAGUGGAUCUGCCCCUCGCAAACCCAGCGGAAGUGUGGCAAAUCCUAAGAAGCCCAGUGGCACCAAGAAGGCUGUGAAGAAGACUCUCACCGCUGCAGACAAGGACGCUAUCGCUUCUGCUAUCAAUGAUCUUGAUGGUGCACAGCUUGACCGCGCUAUCGAUAUUAUCAAGCGAGACACUGGUCAAAAUGAGAACACCGACGGAGAGCUCGAGCUGGACAUUGACCAACUGAGCAAUGAGGCUCUGCUCAAACUCUGGGAACUCUGUAAGAAGGUGUUGCCUGGAUUCGGGAAGGACACCAACGUGCCAUCUUCUCCAGAAGUGACCCGGGCAGCGCCGCCUAAGCAUACGAAGGCAUCAUCGACAUCGGCGAAGCCCAAAAAGAACAAGCCCAUGAGUGCCCGUGAACAAGAGGAACGGAUUGCGCAGCUUCGUGAUCUCAGCAACUUGUACCGGCCGGGCCAGGAGCCUGGCGAUAAUCAACCCGUGUUGCAGGCUCCCACACCUACGGCCGAGUCCAGUGAUGAAUCGGACUCGGAGGAGGAGUAGACAUGGCGUCGGGCUGAGAGAUGGACUGUAUGAGUUGUAUGACUUUUUGGGAGCUUGGAUGUUUC